UCGCUCGAGCACUCAGCCGGCAGCCAUGGUCGAGGCUUUCUGCGCCACAUGGAAGCUGGUGGACAGCCACAACUUCGACGAGUAUAUGAAAGCGCUGGGAGUGGGGUUUGCAACACGGCAGGUGGGGAAUGUGACUAAACCCACUGUGAUUAUCAGCAGCGAGGGGGACAAAGUGGUGAUCAGAACUCAAAGCACUUUCAAAAACACAGAAAUCAGCUUUAAACUUGGCGAGGAAUUUGAUGAAACUACCCCUGAUGACAGAAACUGCAAAUCAGUUGUGACCCUGGAUGGAGACAAGCUAGUGCACGUACAGAAAUGGGAUGGCAAAGAGACAAAUUUUGUGAGAGAAAUAAAGGAUGGCAAAAUGGUAAUGACUCUCACCUUUGGUGAUGUGGUUGCUGUUCGCCACUAUGAGAAAGCGUAGAGUUUACCUGCCCUCUGUCCAGACAUUACUUCUGCUGGAUGGAUUAAUGUACUGUCCAUAAAUGAACGUAGCUAGAAUGCACAUUUCUGGCAUGAAAGGUUAAUAAAGAGUUUUGUUGGGUGUUUUUUGUUGUUAAAAACUUUAUGCCAUCAAAUUGGCAAGCUUGUGGUGUAUAGUUAAACAAGUCAAAGUUGGCAUUAAAUUUCUGAAACACUUGCC
Colius striatus (speckled mousebird) is the source of this 643-nucleotide messenger RNA. It is a transcript of the gene FABP7, whose product is annotated as fatty acid binding protein 7. Bases 26 to 424 code for a protein of 132 amino acids. Gene Ontology annotation, cellular component: cytosol; nucleus. The record is from RefSeq and is a predicted model, not a curated record. Lineage: Eukaryota; Metazoa; Chordata; Aves; Coliiformes; Coliidae. Gene Ontology annotation, molecular function: fatty acid binding. The transcript is spliced from 4 exons. Gene Ontology annotation, biological process: fatty acid transport.